Erigeron canadensis is the source of this 1620-nucleotide messenger RNA. Its product is annotated as branched-chain amino acid aminotransferase 1, mitochondrial-like. Gene Ontology annotation, biological process: branched-chain amino acid metabolic process. The record is from RefSeq and is a predicted model, not a curated record. The coding region runs from base 1 to 1149 and encodes 382 amino acids. Lineage: Eukaryota; Viridiplantae; Streptophyta; Magnoliopsida; Asterales; Asteraceae. The transcript is spliced from 11 exons. Gene Ontology annotation, molecular function: branched-chain-amino-acid:2-oxoglutarate transaminase activity.
AUGAUCCUUGCAUGUAGCCUGUAUCUUCGUGGCCUCGCCCAGGCGUCAUUAUCAAAGGUUAAGCACUUGAGCAUUGGUGCAAGAUGUUUAACUGCAGAAGCUACUACUGCUCUUCGAGACAGUGAGCCCAUGUUCAGAUAUGAAGAAUACGGUGAUGCUGAUUGGAAUAAACUUGGAUUUUGUCUUACACGGACCGAUUAUAUGUAUAUGGCGAAAUGCUCGGAAAACAAAAUUUUUCAGCAAGGCCGAUUAAGCAAUUAUGGGAAUGUUGAAAUAAGCCCAGCUGCCGGAGUUCUAAAUUACGGCCAGGGACUUUUUGAAGGAACAAAAGCUUAUAGAGGAGAUGAUGGUAGGAUCUUUCUUUUUCGACCCGAACAAAAUGCAAUUCGUAUGGGGAUUGGAGCCUACAGAAUGUGUAUGCAAUCUCCAUCGGUACAACAAUUUGUAGAUGCGGUGAAACAAACGGCUCUUGCAAACAAACGUUGGAUUCCACCUCCUGGAAAAGGAUCACUAUAUCUUAGGCCUUUGCUCAUUGGAACUGGGCCUAUAUUGGGCUUAUCACCUGCUCCAGAAUACACAUUUUUAGUAUAUGCUUCUCCUGUUGAAAAUUAUUUCAAGGCGCCAUUGAACUUAUAUGUUGAGGACGAGUUUCAUCGUGCAACUCGUGGUGGCGCAGGAGGUGUCAAAAGCAUUUCUAAUUAUGCCCCGGUACUAAAGGCAAUAUCGAAAGCAAAGGGACAAGGGUUCUUAGAUGUAUUGUAUCUUGAUUCGGUCCAUAAGAAAUACAUUGAAGAAGUUAGUUCUUGCAAUAUUUUUCUAGUCAAGGAUAAUGUUAUUUCAACUCCUGAAACAGUAGGUACCAUCCUUGUAAGAAUCACAAGAAAGAGCAUUAUCGAUAUUGCUCGUGACUAUGGAUGCAAGGUUGAGGAACGUCCUGUCGCCAUAGAUGAAUUGUUGCAAGCCGAUGAAGUUUUUACUACUGGAACAGCCGUUAGCGUUGCUGCAGUUGGUGGCAUAACAUACAAGGGCCAAAGAGUGGAGUAUAAAAUUGGAGAUGGACUGGUGAGCCAGAAGCUGUACAAAACACUAGUAGGAAUUCAAGUUGGAAAAAUUGAAGACAAAUACAACUGGGUUAUUGACAUUAAUUGAUGGAUGAUAUCAAUUAAACUAACUUUUAUUGUUUGUGUGCAUAUGACAAAGUUAUGCCCAAUAAAGAAAAUGUAGAAAGAAAAAAGGUUGCAAUUGUAAACGAAGAAUCGCUAGUUUGUAAUAUAUAUAGUCGCUCUAGUCACGUUUUUUUUGGAACUAUAACUUUUAAUAAUCUAAUUAAAGAAGGUUUUUGUAAGUGUGAACGAAAUUUUUUGUCUUCUUGAUGCACCAAACCUUAACGUGAAAAUUUUUGUGUAUUUUUACUCGUAAUUUUUUUUAAAAUCAAACUACUAAGGUUUCCCCCCAUCAGGUAUUUGAAAUAGGCAUUUCUAUUUUGAGGGAGCUCUCUAACGCAGACUCGGUUAAGACAACAUAUAUUAGACCUCCCACUGUCGAAUCGCGAUACGAAGUUCUCAAACGAAAUUCACCUUUUAAAAAGAGCAGCUGAAGUUAGGGAUGAAUCUAGUUAUG